Daldinia vernicosa is the source of this 1239-nucleotide messenger RNA. Its product is annotated as HIRA-interacting protein 5. Bases 185 to 1132 code for a protein of 315 amino acids. Gene Ontology annotation, biological process: iron-sulfur cluster assembly. The record is from RefSeq and is a predicted model, not a curated record. The transcript has 2 exons. Gene Ontology annotation, cellular component: mitochondrion. Lineage: Eukaryota; Fungi; Ascomycota; Sordariomycetes; Xylariales; Hypoxylaceae. Gene Ontology annotation, molecular function: iron-sulfur cluster binding; iron ion binding.
GCGUAAUUCGGCAAACGUCUACUUACAAUAAUCGCGCCUCCGAUUUCACCUAAUAUUUAGUUUCUCAUCUUAUACUAAAAUAUAUCAGACGAAAAUAUUCCCAGUCGCAAAUAAUUAGGUAUCUACGUGUUUUAAAGCUAGUUAAUUGAUUCCAAAAGCGAUCGGCAUAUCCAAGAGGGCGACUAUGCCUCCCAAUCGACUCGUCCGGCCGGCAGCGGCUCUGCUGUCCGCGGGGACAAGAAAAGUCCGGCCCGCUACUUGCGGCCGACUCUACGAAGCCGCGCGACGACAUGCGCAUACGAGUUCACAGGCGUUGGGGGUGUCGGCAAGGCUACGGCCAACGCUACAGGCGGCCUCGAGGUUACCAGCAAUAGCGCCGCGGGGCGUGCGAAGUAUUUUCAUCCAGACCGAGACCACGCCAAACCCGGAUGCGCUCAAGUUUUUGCCGAAUCACAGGGUAGUGCCCGCGGACGUGCCCACGCCGUUCAUCGAGUACCUAAAUCCGCGGAGUACGAUCGCGCCGCCGUACCCGUCGCCGCUUGCCGCGCAGCUGAUGAAUAUCGACGGGGUGACGUCCGUGUUCUACGGGCCCGACUUCAUCACGGUGACAAAGUCUCCCGACGCCAACUGGGUACACAUCCGGCCGGAAAUUUUCAGCUUGAUCACCGAGGCUAUAACUUCGGGGCAGGAAAUAGUCGCUGUGAGCAACAACAAAGAGGGUGGAGAUGAGGGUCAAGAAGCGGGAGAGGAGGACAGUUUGAGCUAUAAUGAAAACGAUAGCGAAGUCGUGGGUAUGAUCAAAGAGCUGCUCGAGACUCGAAUAAGACCUGCGAUCCAGGAAGAUGGUGGAGAUAUCGAGUUUCGAGGUUUUGAGAAUGGGUAUGUGAACUUGAAGCUCAGGGGAGCAUGCAGGACUUGCGAUUCAAGUACGGUCACUUUAAAGAAUGGUAUUGAGGGAAUGUUGAUGCAUUAUAUCGAGGAGGUCAAAGGUGUACAUCAAGUAAUGGACCAAGAGGAAGAGAUCGCGAUUCAGGAAUUUGCAAAGUUCGAGGAGAAGCUUCGUGCACAAAAGGGGCCAGAUGCAGCACCGACUACACCUGGCAAGGACUCAUUAGAUUCGGUCCCUGGAUAAAGCUUGAGAGACAUGCUUUCAUCUGAUGUAUGAUUAGAACGUCAUCCGAAGUACGUCAUCUAGAAGAAAUGAGAAUACCCUAGUGUUGUUUUUUUUAGGAUGCAACU